Messenger RNA from Didymodactylos carnosus, 3108 nucleotides. The record is from the annotation of a GenBank genome assembly. NCBI's taxonomy places the organism in Eukaryota, Metazoa, Rotifera, Eurotatoria, Philodinida, Philodinidae.
AUGGCAAAUGAGCUUGAAUUGAUUGGACACCAAGAGGGAGAACAACAUCAGCAUACAACCACUACCACAACAAACGAUGAUUUUUCAUUAAUUAAGCAUAAUAAACGUAUAAUGAAAAUUAGUAGAAGAAAACAAAUAAGACCAAAUAGAUUAAUGAACGAUGAAACCCUUCCAAAUACGGAAAAUCCCGAAUUAGUUAUCAGUCAACAUCAAACGGCUGAUCACUCAUCGGAUGAAUCUAAUACUGGUGAUAUCAGUGGUACUGAAGAGAAGUUAAAUGCUGGAGACAUCGGACAUGAGCGAAUAGCUGACCAGUCUCUCGUAACAAAUUUUGUUUCAAUUUCAUCAUCGGAGCAUCAUGAUAAUAAUAUUUCGACACCAUUAACAAAUAGUAUGCAAGCAACUAAUUUUUCUCCUCUUUCCUUUUCUUCUCCUCAUUCUCCUCAUCAUUAUUGUUCAUCAUCUUCAUCGUCAUCAACAUGCUCGUCUUCGCCAACAAUAAAUACAAUCAAGCCUGUAUCCUAUACACUACUGAACAGUAAUCAAAAUAAUUUAACGUGUAAUGACAUCAUAUUACCGAUAUUAACAACAACAGAAACGAGUACUACUGAUAAUGUGAAUGAAAAUUCAUCGUUGUUAUUAACAUCAUCGACUUCUCCAUCAUCCUCGACACUUCCUCGUCAUGAAGCCUAUUGUCAUCUAUGUCGAAAAGAGUUUUGUAAUAAGUAUUUUUUAAAAACACAUUUUGCUAAAAAACACGGCGUACUGGAUAUGACAACGACAGUUUCAGUUGGUCCCGGAGUCAUGAGUCAUUUUAAGUAUUCAGCAGACAAAUCUAAUAUUAAUAAAAAUCUCGUAGCAACAACAUCAUCAUCAUCUUCUUCAUCAAAAUCUCCGACACAUGGAAAUGGAAUACUCGCUACCCCCUCGGAUUCUAUUGAUGAUAUGUUACAUGUUAAAAAAUGUGAAGAAAAUACUAAUAAUACAAUGAAGAUUUCAAAAGAAACAAAAACUACUCCGUUAUCAACACCUACGAAACAUGAUCAUUCAGCAGAUGCGUUGACGGAAGAUUAUUGUGAAUUAUGUCAAAAACGAUUUUGUAACAAAUACUAUUUACGCAAACAUCGUGCUGAGGUACAUGGUGUUUAUACCGAUUAUAUUAAAUCAUUGCAAAGAAGUGGUGAAAGUCCAUUAAAAUCUGGUCGUCCGAGUACUACUCAAAAUACUAAUACGUUAUCGAUUUUGACACCAACAACACCGUCAACAUCUAGUCAAAAUGCUACAUCAUCGAAUAUGCUAUUAAUGAAUCCCUAUAUGCUUCAUCCAUCACAAUUUUUUCUUCCACGAAACACAUUUUCUGAUUUAAAAAUACCUCAAAAAACAUUUACAUCACCAAGUAAUUUUACUAUUCAUUCAAAAAUAUCAUCAUCAAGUGAACAACAACAACAUUCGACAAAAGAUGAUAAUAAUAUUAAUACGAUUAAAAUAGAAAAUGAAUGUGAUGAAGCAGAAAAACAUGAUGGACAAACACUUUGUGAAGAUAUGAAUGAACUUGAUAUAAAAUUAAAUGAACAACACAAGUCGAACGAGAAUGAAGAAGAAUCUAUUAAACAGAAAGAAAUAAAAGUUGAAUCUAUAGAAAACAAAUUAAAUGAUCGUCGUAAUCUCUUAUGUUGUGAAUUAUGUGAUCAACAGUUUAAAAAUAAACAAUUAUUACGUAUACACGUCAAUAAACAUCAUUCAACAACAUCGUUGGAAAAUGGACGUAAUCAUACUAAGCAAAUGUGUCCAUCGAAUAAAAAUAAUUUAGAUCGAUUAGCAUUUUUAAGUCCGUACGUUGAUACAACAAGUGUUUUAGCUCAUAAACUCGAACAUACAAUGCCGUAUGGUAUUAUGGCCGAUUCAUAUUUUUGUGCUAAAAUGGCCGAUCGAGUAGUAUGUGAAAUAUGUAACAAACAAGUAUGUAAUAAAUAUUUUUUAAAAACACAUAAAGCAAAAGUACACGGUAUUACAAACGAUAUUGCACCAACAAUGGUCAAUAUGAACAGUUCACAACAACAAAGUACAACAGCAGCAGUUGUAGACGAUACAACAGCAACAUUCAACGAUGAUAAUGAAAGUUCACAGAGUACCAAAGAAGAUGAAACUAGUUCAACAGGUGUAAAUAAUGAAUCAUUUUCAAUGUCGAGUUUGAUACUGACAGCAGAGGAUCGUGGUGAUCUAAUAGAAGCUAAUAUAGAUCCAGAAGCCUAUUGUAUUAUAUGUAAAAAAGAAUUUUGCUCGAAAUAUUUUCUUCGAACUCAUCAACAAAAUAUUCAUGGUUUACCUAUAGCAUUGUCAUCUUCUUCAACUACUAUCACCAUGACAACAGCACCAUCUUUAAUUUCAAAUUCAUACACAAAUGGUUUAAAACGUAAUCAAAAACAUACAAAACGUUCUGCUAUUUCUCCAUCAAUACCAACUUCAGAAACAUUAUCCGAUUCUAAAAUAGCCAUUUCAUCAUCACCAAGUUUAGCUGAUACAUAUCAAACAUUACUUCAAUUUAUGCAAGCUGCUGCUGCUAUUACAGAAAAUCCUAGUCAAAAUCCGUUUUUGAUAAUGAGUGCAUUAUCAGGAACAAAUCAAUUUUCUGAUCUGUUAUCGAAUGACUAUAAAAAACGUUUAUUAAUACAAAAAAAUGGAACAAUUAACGAAAAUGAAUCGAACGAUGAGGAGGAGGAUGAAGCUGAUGGAAAUCAUGCAUGUAAAAAAAAUUAUUCUGAUUCCGACCAACAAAAUCAUCAAAAAACAGGUAAACGUAAAGUAAAUAAUUCUCAUGAGCAAGAAAAUUCUAUGGACAUAAAAAAACGUAAAACAAACUCCAAUGAUUUUAAAUUAUCAAAAUUAAAUGUAGAUACAUCUCAAAUAAAUCUCACGAAUGAAACAUUAAUUAUGAAUGGCGGUGAUAGUGGAGGUUUGCAACCAUUUUUACUUGAAAGUGAUGAUCCAAAAUUUAUUCAUACAUUCGUUCCAUGUAUGGUCUUUCUUCCCGUUAAAAAUCGUGUUACCAAACAAGUACAUUUAAAUUUACGUUUAAAGCCGGUGUUGACCAAUGAUGAAACUAAUUGA